This is a messenger RNA of Penicillium atrosanguineum, 1137 nucleotides long. Its product is annotated as 25S rRNA (uracil2634-N3)-methyltransferase. The transcript has 2 exons. NCBI's taxonomy places the organism in Eukaryota, Fungi, Ascomycota, Eurotiomycetes, Eurotiales, Aspergillaceae. Bases 1 to 1137 code for a protein of 378 amino acids. The record is from RefSeq and is a predicted model, not a curated record. Gene Ontology annotation, cellular component: cytoplasm. Gene Ontology annotation, molecular function: rRNA (uridine-N3-)-methyltransferase activity. Gene Ontology annotation, biological process: rRNA base methylation.
AUGCCUCGCAAGAAGCAAAAGGGUCCCCAGCCUCGAUCCAAUCGACCCGGCCCUCCCAAGCCAGGCCCGUCUGCUCAACCCAAGGCCAAGGGAGCCAAGCAGGAUUCUGCACCUGCAAAAGAUACACAGAAAAAGGGUCCGGUGCAGGCGAAUCAACAACCUAUCGUGCCAUUCCUACGAGGAGAUCGUAUUUUGUUAAUUGGAGAAGGUGACUUCUCCUUUGCUCGCUCCCUAGCAAAGCAAUACAAAUGCCGCAAAUUGCUAGCAACCUGCUACGACUCCCAGCAAACUCUUUUCGAGAAAUAUCCCCAAGCAGAGCAAACCAUUCAAGAUAUUCUGCACUCCAAGCCCAAAUCAAAGAGUACAGAAGAUUCCGAAACCCAGAAAGAGGACAAAAAGGAAUCUCCCGCUCCCAAAGUCCUCUUCUCAAUCGAUGCCCGCAAACUCGGUUCCCAAGGCGGCGGCGGUAAAGAGGUAACAAUUGGCUAUCCUCGUCGAGAGCGCAAGAUCCCACCAUGGAAAGCCCAGACUCAGGCUCAGACUCCCGCACGCCCGCCGAAGCCUAGCGGACCGUGGGACGUGAUUUGUUUCAAUUUUCCGCAUGUGGGUGGCAUUUCGACAGAUGUAAACCGCCAGGUUAGGUUUAAUCAAGAGCUUUUGGUGGCGUUUUUCAAGGCUUGUGGGCCUUUACUUUCUAGUGCCCCGGCGCCGGUUGAUGAAGAUGAUGAGGAUUAUGAGCGGGAUGAGGAGGAUGAGGAGGAGGAGGAGGAGGAAGAGGAGGAAGAGGAGGAAGAGGAAGAGGGGGAUGCACAGACUUCCGGGAAGGCUACGAGGACUGGACCGGGUCAGAUCCUUGUUUCUCUUUUCGAGGCGGAGCCGUAUACGCUUUGGAAUAUCAAGGAUUUAGCUCGGCAUGCGGGGUUGCAGGUGGUUACUAGUUUCAAAUUCCCAUGGAGUUCCUACAAGGGGUAUUCGCAUGCGCGGACUCUUGGAGAGGUGGAGGGGAAGAACGGGGGAAGAGGUGGAUGGCGUGGUGAGGAUCGUGAAGCGAGGAUGUAUGUGUUUGAGGCGAAGAAGGAGGCUCCGCGGAGGGGGAAGAAGAAGCGGGCGAGAGAUGCGGAGAGUGAUAGCGAGUAG